Malania oleifera is the source of this 2835-nucleotide messenger RNA. RefSeq names its product SUN domain-containing protein 4. The record is from RefSeq and is a predicted model, not a curated record. Gene Ontology annotation, biological process: protein folding in endoplasmic reticulum. The coding region runs from base 1052 to 2800 and encodes 582 amino acids. The transcript is spliced from 5 exons. Gene Ontology annotation, cellular component: membrane; cytoplasm. NCBI's taxonomy places the organism in Eukaryota, Viridiplantae, Streptophyta, Magnoliopsida, Santalales, Ximeniaceae.
UUUCUUUUUAUAAAAAUGAAAAAUGUCAAAAUGUAUUAUUAUUUCCCAUUCCGUAAAUAACUAAAUAUUCAGAAAAUCUAAUAAUUAAAUUUCUAUUUUUCCCGUUCGAGGUUUCAAAAUCUAGAGAGAGAGAGAGAGAGAGAAGCCGUUGAGGAAGUGAAAAAGGAGAAUAUAUAAGGAGGGUGGGAAGGAAACGCAGGGCCGAAACUGCGGCGUUUCAAUUCUGACGGGGGAGAUAUUCUCUGCCUUCUGAUGAUCUCGAGAAUUCUCAACAGCACUCGUUGAUCAUCUCGAUGCGAUUGGGUUCAGUGACAGAUGUUUUGUGCGCUUCAAGAUUCGAGAUCAUGGACCUCAUGUGAAUUCUCUGCUGUAUGUGCGCACAUACGCAGUACGUAUACUAGGUUUUCAAUCCGUUUCUUUCUUUCUUUCUUUCUUUUUUUAAAAAAUAAUAAUUUGUGAAGGACUUGAAAUUUGAAGUUGAUUAGAUCUGAGUCUUUGUUUUUUAUUAUCAAAAGCAAUCGAGCUGGAAUUGCCGCCUUCUGUGUUAUUUUCAUCUCUUUCUCUUCCCGGUGUGUAAAUUCAUACAGUUCAGUUUUUUCUUUUUUGAAAAUUUUAAUGUAAGAUCUGAGCUAAGCAAGAUGAAGGGGGAGGGAAAUUUUUAAUUCUUAUGUUUUAAAUUGAGUUGGAUGAUUUGGGAGAUGGAAAAUUUUGACUCCUAUGCUUUAUGGUGAGAUGCUAAGGGCUAAGCAAAGGAACUGAUUGUAUUAGGCUAUUAGCGCUCAAGAUUUAUAAAAUUAUUACAUCAUUGUCUCUUGCAAUUCAUUUAUGCAAGUAAGCUCUCACAAAAGCGGGGGCAAAAGGUCCCCUUCACCAUCAGCGUUGGUGAAAUAGUGUUUCUUGGGAAUAAAGGGUUAUUUUGCUUGAACCCCAAGCUGAAUUUAUUCCACAGAAGAGUACUCAUUUUGGUGCAUGGUCAUUGCAUUAUGUGGUGUAGGAUACACUUCUUCAUUUAGACUCUUAAGGAGUCAGCCGUAGAUCGGAUUGAUGUACAAUGCAGAGAUCACGUAGAGCUCUUCUUCAGCGAAGAGCUUUGGCGAUCAGCAGAAGAAAUCGCUUGUAUAAGGUUUCUCUAUCUUUGGUUUUCGUUUUGUGGGGACUUGUCAUCCUCGUUUGCUUAUGGACCGGCCGGGGCAAUAGUUACAGAGAUGGAUCUAGAGCAGCUUCAGAUGGCACACCCGCUUGGGAAGAGACUAAGAGGGCACUUGGUAAGGGCUUUCGCUCUGUAGAAAAAGAUUCAUUACCAGAAAGCGAUUCCAAGAUUUGUUAUGAUAGUUCACACACAAAUGGUGCUAAGACCAAGUCUGGAAACAGAUUACGAGCUAACGAGGAUAAUAUAAAUCAUAACUCUGCACUUGAAGCACAGGCUGAGGUGAAAAACUCUGGUUUGGUUGCAAAAUCUGGGAGGGAUUCAUCGAUGUCUGACAGGCUACUCCGUGUUGUGCCACCAAGUCUUGAUGAAUUUAAGAGCAAAGUAUUCAACUCUAAAAGCAAGUUUGUAGCUGAUCAGGUUGGAGGUAUAAAACAUAGAGUGGAGCCUGGUGGUGCAGCAUAUAAUUAUGCUUCAGCUUCAAAGGGAGCAAAGGUUUUGGCUUUUAACAAGGAAGCAAAGGGUGCCUUCAAUAUCUUGGGCAAAGACAAGGACAAGUAUCUUCGAAAUCCAUGUUCUGCUGAAGAGAAAUUUGUUGUCAUAGAACUUUCUGAAGAAACCUUAGUUGAUACAAUUGAAAUUGCAAAUUUUGAGCAUUACUCUUCUAAUUUAAAAGAUUUCGAGCUUCUUGGCAGUUUGGUUUACCCAACAGAUAUAUGGGUUAAACUUGGGAAUUUUACUGCUGCAAAUGUUAAGCAUGCUCAGAGAUUUGUUCUUCAGGAGCCAAGAUGGGUGAGAUAUUUAAAGUUGAAUCUGCUGAGCCAUUAUGGUUUGGAAUUCUACUGCACAUUGAGCGUUGUCGAAGUGUUUGGUGUGGAUGCUGUUGAGCGAAUGCUGGAGGAUUUAAUAUCUGCUCAAGAUAAUCGGUUCGUACCUGAGGAACCUACUGAUGAGCAGAAUCCACUGCCCUCUCAAUCGGAAUCCACUGAAGGUGAUGACAUUUAUCAAAAUAUUAUUGAAGAAAUGGAACCUGACUCUGCACUCAAAACCUCUAAUGUGAAGCAUGAAGCAACGAAAAAUACUGUGCCUGAUCCGAUUGAAGAAAUACGUUAUCAGCAGGCUGGUCGUAUGCCUGGGGACACAGUUCUUAAAAUACUUAUGCAAAAAGUUCGUUCACUAGAUUUAGAUUUAUCUGUUUUGGAGCGAUACCUUGAGGAUCUGAACUCCAAAUACAGCAACAUCUUCAAUGAAUUUGAUAAAGAAAUAGAGGAGAAAAAUUUUCUCUUGGAGGAGAUCAGAUCAGACAUAAGGAGUUUUCUUCAAAGCAAGGAGGCCAUUGUUAAAGAUAUCAGCGGCCUUGUUUCUUGGAAAUCCAUUGUUUCCAUGCAGUUGGAUAAUCUUCUCAGGGACAAUGCUGUUCUCAGGUCAGAGGUGGAGAAGGUGCAGAAGAAUCAGAUACACUUGGAGAACAAGGGUGUGAUGGUGUUUCUUGUAAGCUUAAUUUUUGGGUUGUUAGCUUUCCUGAGGCUGUUCAUAGAUACGGUGUUGAGUAUAUAUAGGUUAAGUAGAUCCGGGAAAUUUUGUUGGACGAGCUCUUCCUGGCUUUUCCUACUGUUGAGCUGUUGCAUUGUACUCGUAAUCCUCACACUAUAAAUCAUAUAAUACCCAUGUGUGAAUUACCCCUCCAA